Raphanus sativus (radish) is the source of this 1691-nucleotide messenger RNA. RefSeq names its product amino acid permease 8. The record is from RefSeq and is a predicted model, not a curated record. Gene Ontology annotation, cellular component: plasma membrane. Bases 96 to 1517 code for a protein of 473 amino acids. The transcript has 6 exons. NCBI's taxonomy places the organism in Eukaryota, Viridiplantae, Streptophyta, Magnoliopsida, Brassicales, Brassicaceae.
UUGACGUUUGUUUGAGUAUAUAACAUUGAUGUCAUUUACUCUUCUUUGAUUCUGCUUGUAACUCUUUCCUCUCAUCCUCGGUUUCUCCUCUCAAAAUGAAAAGCUUUGACGCGGUGCAUAAUCCCUCUGCGGUGGAAUCCGGUGACGCCACCGGGAAUAACGUCGACGAUGAUGGUAGGGAGAAGAGAACGGGGACGUUGACGACGGCGAGUGCGCACAUAAUCACGGCGGUGAUAGGUUCCGGAGUGUUGUCGUUGGCUUGGGCUAUAGCACAACUUGGUUGGGUGGCAGGAACAUUGAUUCUUGUAACUUUUGCCCUCAUCAAUUACUACACAUCCACUAUGCUCGCCGAUUGUUAUAGAUCGGACGCAGGAACACGAAACUAUACGUACAUGGACGUCGUCCGAUCUUACCUAGGUGGUAGGAAAGUGCAAUUAUGUGGACUGGCACAAUACGGGAGUCUCGUAGGGAUCACUAUUGGUUACACCAUCACCGCAUCUAUAAGCUUAGUAGCGAUUAUGAAAGCAUAUUGUUUUCAUUACAAGGGACAUGGUGCGAAAUGUUCCGUGCCAAACUAUCCAUUCAUGGCGUCAUUUGGGUUCCUCCAGAUGUUUCUAAGUCAGCUUCCUAAUUUUCACAAGCUCUCUGGGCUCUCCAUUGUGGCCGCCGUUAUGUCCUUCUCUUAUGCAUCUAUCGGAAUUGGUUUAGCCAUUGCCGUUGUGGCAAGUGGGAAGGUUGGUAAGACGGGUUUGACGGGCACGGUGGUUGGAGUGGACGUAACCGCAUCUGAUAAAAUAUGGAAGGCAUUUCAAGCGGUUGGAGACAUGGCAUUUUCAUACUCCUUUUCCGUUGUUCUCGUUGAGAUUCAGGAUACACUGAGAUCACGCCCACCAGAAAACAAAGUCAUGAAAAGAGCAACCCUUGCUGGAGUCUUAACUACAACUGUUUUCUACAUCCUAUGUGGCUGCAUGGGAUAUGCUGCAUUUGGAAACCGAGCCCCCGGAGACUUCCUUACUGACUUUGGUUUUUAUGAACCUUUCUGGCUCAUCGAUUUUGCUAAUGCUUGCAUCGUCCUCCACCUAGUCGCAGCCUAUCAGGUGUUUGCACAACCAAUUUUCCAACUUGUUGAGAACAAAUGCAAAAAAGCAUGGCCAGAAAACAAUUUCAUCAACAAAGAAUAUUCGAUGAGCAUACCAUUGCUCGGAAAAUGGCGCAUCAACUUCUUCAGACUGGUGUGGAGGACAGCUUAUGUGAUUUUGACAACAAUUGUUGCAGUGAUAUUCCCCUUCUUCAACUCGAUCUUAGGCCUUAUCGGAGCAGCAACGUUCUGGCCGCUAACAGUUUACUUCCCUGUGGAGAUGCACAUCUCGCAGAGAAAGAUUAAGAAGUAUUCUAUGAGAUGGAAUGCGUUGAAACUCCUUGUAUCGGUUUGUUUGAUUGUGUCGCUCUUAGCUGCAAUAGGAUCCAUCGUCGGCUUGAUUGAUAGUGUCAAGGCGUACAAGCCUUUCCACAGUUAAGAUUUGUUACUUGUAACUUAAGCUAUCUGAAUUUUGUGGGAACUACUUGUGUCAAGAAACAGUUAGUAGCGUUGGUGCAUGUCUGCCUGUCUUAAAUUAUUGACGGCGUUGACCCAAACGCUCGCUUAUCCGGUUCGGUUUCGUCCGGUUAUUAAGAAUAUUAAUAUUAUGUGA